UUCUGAACAGCCAAAAUGAGUGGUCGCGGGAAGGGAGGGAAAGGACUCGGCAAAGGAGGCGCAAAGCGUCACCGUAAGGUUCUUCGUGAUAACAUCCAGGGCAUCACUAAGCCAGCUAUCCGCCGCCUGGCUCGCCGUGGUGGUGUCAAGCGUAUUUCUGGUCUCAUCUACGAGGAGACCCGUGGCGUCUUGAAGGUCUUUCUGGAGAACGUCAUCCGCGACGCCGUCACCUACACCGAGCACGCCAAGAGAAAGACCGUCACCGCCAUGGAUGUGGUGUACGCUCUCAAGAGACAGGGCCGCACUCUGUACGGCUUUGGUGGUUAAGCUCACAGCACUCAACAACAACAACAACAACGACAACAAAGGUCCUUUUCAGGGCCACCCAUCUCUUCCGUAGA
This is a messenger RNA of Neolamprologus brichardi, 401 nucleotides long. Its product is annotated as histone H4. Gene Ontology annotation, molecular function: structural constituent of chromatin; protein heterodimerization activity; DNA binding. The record is from RefSeq and is a predicted model, not a curated record. Gene Ontology annotation, cellular component: nucleosome. NCBI's taxonomy places the organism in Eukaryota, Metazoa, Chordata, Actinopteri, Cichliformes, Cichlidae.